CAAUACAUGAUGAAAUUUCAGGACAUUUUAUUUGACUUUUGUACUAUUUAUGUAAAUGCAUAACUUUGAUGUGUUUUAGGCCAUGCUGGCCAAUCAGAAGCCUGACAAAGUUUCAAGUAGGCGGAGAUAACAGCGCAGGCUCCGACGUCACAAGCCAAAAACUCUGGUUUUGCUGUACGUUACAUGAUAACACUGCAACCGGAGUUCUUUUAAAUCUUCUCCCUGGCAGGAGUUUUCAAAAUGUUCGGUUUCAGUGACCUGGUGCAGAGUUUGCGUGAAGACGAACUGCCAAACCGCAUAGAAAAAGCUGCUGUUUUGAAAAUAACCGCGUUCGUGUGGACGGCCAAUGAGCGCGCGCGGUGAGCAUUCAAAUCACAUUUAAAUUGGAGCGGAGGAGGCUACCAUGGUAACGGUGUCAACUCAAUCAGCUGACAAGUAGCGAGAGGCUCUCUGCUGUUUUCACUGCUUUCAGGUAAGUUUAGUUCCUAAAGUUACACAAAUAAUACAUAUAACUGUUCCUGACACUUUCUUACAUGUUACUGACACAUUUCUGUUGAAUCUUUACUUUACAGGAGUGGUUUAGUGUCUUCAAAAAGACUGUUAGCAUCACAACCGUUAACUAUAGAGGCUAACAAUUAGAGGAGCGUCAGAAAAAAAUACCUAAAACAGGGGAAGUUACAAGAAAAUUUGUAAUGAGAGCUGCUGACAGAGAUACAGGAAACACAGAGCUGGAGCGGAACAGAUCUCCUGUCGAAGAACAUCUCCAAAGCGCCAUGAACCAUCUGACUAAGACCUGGCUGCACCCUGACAUCCCCAACUCAUUGGUGGACCUUGAAGGGUUCUCCCUUGUUCGAGCAGACAGAGAUGAAUCUUCGGGGAAGACAAGAGGCGGUGGUGUUUGUGUCUACAUCAGAGAGGGUUGGUGUAGCCAGUACACGGUAAGAGAGUCUGUGUGUAAACCAGAUGUGGAACUACUCUGUUUAUCGCUGAGGCCUUUUUACCUCCCGCGAGAAUUUGGAAAUAUUAUUAUUUGUGCAGCAUAUGUCCCGCCAAGUGGAAACGCGGCGAAAGCGGCUAGCUGCAUAACAGACUGUGUUCAUAAACAAUUACAACGUACUCCUGGAGCUCCGAUCUUCAUUCUUGGCGAUUUUAAUCAUUGCAGACUGGACUCUUCUCUCCCAGGUUAUGAACAGUACAUAAAAUGUGCUACCCGAGGAAAUAAGAUUUUAGAUAAAUGUUACGGGAACGUGAAGGAUGCAUAUGUGGCCAAGCCCAAACCCCCUCUGUCGAACUGUGAUCAUAACACGAUUCAUUUGGUACCUAUUUAUAAAACACUUUUAAAACGCUCAAAGCCACAGACGAAGACUGUAUUAGUUUGGUCUGAUGAUAAUAUUGAAAUUUUAAAGGGUUGCUUCGCUUGUACAGAUUGGGAACUGUUUCAUGAUAUGGAUAUUGAGGAUGCUACAGAGACAAUAACAGACUACAUUAAUUUUUGUGUGGACACAGUUGUUGAGAAGAAAACAGUAACUGUAUUUCCUAACAACAAAAGUUACAUAACAAAGGAAAUUAAGGAGUGUUUAAAUAGGAAGAAGUUAGCUUUUAACAACCAAGAUAAAACUGAAUUAAAAUCAGUUCAAAAGGAAUUAAAUAGUUUGCUGAAGGAGGCUAGGACAAAACAUAGAGACAUCAUAGAACAAAAUUUUAACUUUGGGAAUUCCAGGAAAUUAUGGGAUGCUAUGAAAGUAGUAACCAAUAUGGAACCUGUCCGGAACAGGCUUAUAACUAGUAAUGAACAGCAAAGAGCAAAUGAUCUGAAUGAUUUUUUUCUAAGGUUUGAGUCCCCAUUAGAGGAACUGGUGGAUUUAGACUCUAUUAGAUGUAACUCAGAUUGUAGAUUAGAAGUUGUUCCUUAUACAGUCUAUUCGUUAUUUAAAGGCAUAUGUACCAAAAAAGCUACGGGUCCUGAUGGAAUUUCUGCUUUUUGA
Onychostoma macrolepis is the source of this 1985-nucleotide messenger RNA. RefSeq lists its product as uncharacterized. The transcript has 4 exons. Bases 693 to 1985 code for a protein of 430 amino acids. The record is from RefSeq and is a predicted model, not a curated record. NCBI's taxonomy places the organism in Eukaryota, Metazoa, Chordata, Actinopteri, Cypriniformes, Cyprinidae.